Molecule: messenger RNA, 3268 nt
Organism: Neocloeon triangulifer
Lineage: Eukaryota; Metazoa; Arthropoda; Insecta; Ephemeroptera; Baetidae
Product: kinesin-like protein KIF3B
Exons: 16
Coding region: 225-2414 (729 amino acids)
Biological process (GO): microtubule-based movement
Molecular function (GO): ATP binding; microtubule binding; microtubule motor activity
Source: RefSeq, a predicted model, not a curated record
GGCGGCAUAUUUACAUUCGCAAAUUCUUUUCGUGCCUGACAUUUAAUUUGGCAUUAAGGAAGCUUCAAAAUGCCGCUUAUAUGACACUCGUCCUCAAUAGAGAGCCUCCAACUGCUCUAGUGCGCGGAAAACAUCCGAGUCGGCCGCAAAGACUCGCUUUCGCCGCCAAUUCGCCGAAUGAAAAAGUUUCAGCGAAUCCACUAGUCUCGAGGCCUUAAAACAUUAUGAGUUCUCAGGCGGCCUCAAAGACGGAAGGGGUCAGGGUAGUGGUCAGGUGCAGGCCGAUCAGUGAUGACGAAAAAAGGGCUGGAUUCACUUCAGUGGUCAAAGUACGGCAGGACCGAGGCGUUGUGGAGGUUUUUGCGCCUAGUGGGAAAUCGGAAACACCCAGACGAGAGUUCACCUACGACGCUGUUUAUGGAUCUGAUUCUCGACAGCAAGAGUUGUACGACGAAGCUUUUCACCCUUUGAUUGAGUCUGUAAUGCUCGGCUUCAACGGUACGAUUUUUGCUUACGGCCAGACUGGAAGUGGAAAGACCUACACAAUGGAAGGCAUAGCAAAUGACCCUGAGAAACAAGGCGUGAUUCCUUUUGCGUUCGAGCACAUAAUGAACCACAUCGCCAGGUCGCAGGCCACCAAACGCUUCUUGGUUCGCUGCAGCUACCUGGAAAUUUACCAAGAGCAAGUCCGAGAUUUGUUAGCUAAAGAAAUGAAGAGUUUGAAAUUGCGUGAGCAUCCCGAGCACGGCGUGUUUGUCGACGGUUUGCUGACUGAAGUGUGCAACAGUGUGUCUGAUCUCAAGCAUUACAUGUCCAUAGGCAAUAAGCAACGUAGUAUAGGUGCCACCUUGAUGAAUAGACAGAGUUCCAGGUCCCAUUCGAUUUUCAUGAUCACCGUCGAGUGUGAAGAAACGGCUUUGGACACGGCCAGCGUCAUUCGAGUUGGAAAACUCAAUCUAGUUGACCUGGCUGGCAGUGAAAAGCAGAGCAAAACCGGCGCAGAGGGAGUUCGACAGCAGGAAGCUUCGAACAUCAAUUUGUCAUUGUCUGCGCUCGGGAACGUGAUUUCAGCAUUAGUCGAGAGUCUCAAGACCAAAGAUAAAGAGACGCACAUUCCGUACAGAGACAGUAAAUUAACUAGAUUACUCAAAGAUUCCUUGGGAGGCAACUCGAAAACAGUGAUUGUAGCAAAUAUUGGCCCAGCCAGCUACAAUUUUGAAGAAACAGUGAGCACCCUCAGAUUUGCGUCGAGGGCCAAAAAGAUCAAGAAUGUCCCUGUUGUGAAUCAGGACAUCAAGGACGCCAUGCUGCUCGAGUACCACCAAGAGAUCCAAAGGCUGAGGGCCACUCUGGAGGAACGCAAGAAAAAGAAACUGGAGGAUGUGGGGAUCAAGUCGGUGGUCGAAGAUGAUAAUAUUACUAAUGAUAAUGCAAAUGAGUACUUGGUGAGCGAGGAGAAGGAGAAACUGCUGCAAGAGGUCAAAUCGAAAGAAGAGGCCUUGGAAAAGGAAAAGGCGCAGAAGGGACACCUUGAGGAGAAAAUCAAGGAGCUGGAGAGCAAAUUGCUUUGUGGCGGAAAGAAUAUUAUAGAUCACACGAAUGAGCAGCAGAAAGCUCUGGAAAUGCAGAGGCAGGAAAUAGCAGAGCAAAAGCAACGGGAGCGAGAAAUGCAUCAGUUACUAGAGGAGCAGGAGGAAUGCGCACUGGAGAUGAGAGAGACUCACUCCAACCUACAGCAAGACAUUGCACAGACGACCAAAAGGCUGCGGAAGGUCUUCUCAAAGCUGCAAGGGGCCAAGCAGGAGCUUCACGAGCUCAGCGAAUUGAAUGAUCGUGAGAGACGAGAGUGCAUGCACACUCAGAACGAACUGACCAAGGAGCUGAAACUGAAGUAUCUGAUCAUCGAGAACUUUAUUCCAGCCGAUGAGAAGAACAAGAUUCGCCAGCGAAUUGCUUAUGAUGAGGAUGAAGACGCGUUCUUUUUGCUGCCACUGUCUCAGGUGGCGCCGCAAGUCAACAGCCGUCCCGUCUCGGCUGCUGGAUCUCGAAGGCCUGUCUCCGAAUACGCCAGAAUGUCUUCAUUCAUGGGCGGAAGCCCAAGAUACAAGGGUGAGAACAUUUUGUCCCUGGAGUUGGACAUGCCACUGAGGACGACCCUUGACUACGAAGGCCCUCGAGUGUCUCCCAAAAUUCAGGCUGUCCUGGACGCUGCACUGAAUUCAGUUGACCCCAAAGAGGCAGACAUUGACAUUGACGCCAGUGCAGCGUCCCUAUUGGCCCAGGGCAGGAUCCGGGCUGAGCGUCGAGACAAACAACCGAAACAGACAAGAGCAAAGAGUGCUAAAAGCUGCUCAUCGUCCAGCUCCUCUCCGACUUCGUCGUUCCCGCAGGCGAGAGGUCUGGUUCCCAAAUAGCUAGGGGAGGGCUCUGCCUCCACUGCCUCUGAAAUUCCCUGGUGGCACCUACUUAUUAUAGUCAUAGCUUUAAUCUUGUUGUCGCCCCCAAAUGUAAAUAAUUCCGACGGCAGCAAUUAGGUUCAUAAUGUUUGCACAUUUGUUUAGUUAAGGCCUAUUAAGCGCAAUCUGCAGAAGCAAAAGUUUAAUUACAACAGGUGAUAGGAUUAAUAUAUUGUGCUCAGAUUUUUUUAAGGAAUGAAUUUUGAUAAUUUUAUUGAUGGCUCUGAGCAUAUUUAUAAAUCUAUGAAAACAACCUGUUCUUCAAAUCAAAAAUAAUUCUUUACCAAGUUGAUGUGCUCAUUUGUAAGCAGUAGCAAGUUUAAUUUUAGUGCUCAAAUAUUUUGAAUAUCGUGUUUAGCAGCUGGAAAUCCAAUUUGUAAAGUAUUUUUAUUAUUUCACUGUGAUAUAUUAUUUAUUAAUCUGUAUCCACUUAUGUUAUGGUUAUAUUUAUUACGGUUAUUUAUUAAGGUUUGAUCUUGAUCAGUAUUAUAUUUUGCAAUUUAUCGUAAACGCACCGCAACUUUUAUAGUUUUUUCACUAGUCCUGCUGAUAUAAUGGCAUUUUUUAAUAAUGUAACAUUUUUCAAUGAUGUUCUGUGAUUGGAAUCGCAAAAACCACAAGUGGCUAUUCAAAACUGAUUGCAAAUCAAUAACCUCACUCUAAUCAUCACCGCAGUCGAUUUAAAAUAAACUUGUUGUAAGUGUGAAUAUAUUGUAUUGGUUUUCUCUAUAAUGCGUGGCUAUACCAAUUUUAACAAAGCGCGAGAGCUUAUAUAAUAAAGUUUACAAUCCAAAAAAAUAAAUCCUGUGUAA